This is a messenger RNA of Amoebophrya sp. A25, 540 nucleotides long. The record is from the annotation of a GenBank genome assembly. NCBI's taxonomy places the organism in Eukaryota, Dinophyceae, Syndiniales, Amoebophryaceae.
AGAAUGCUGGUGGAACUUCUUUGGGACUGAUAUUAUGGAUGAUGUUUUGUCCAUCUUUCAGACCAUCUAGGCUCACCCUAAUUCUAUACGUGCUCAAGGGGAAAAGGGUAGUCGUGAUGCUCUGGCUAGAUGAAAUAGACAUCAUUCAUAGAUAUCAGAGGAGAACUUCGGGACUGAAAUCGGUCAUCCUCCUCAAUGCUUUCUUGGUUCCGAGAUUGCAAUUUCUCCGCAAACUAAAGGACAGCCUAACAAAGGACACGGAUCAUCUGGGGAAGAUUAAGGCUCUUGUUACUUCUAAUUUUUAAUACAUCUUUGACAACUCACUGCAUCUGCAUCCUAAGAAUGCCAUCCUUGAAGUUGAAAAGUAUGGAAUCAGAGUAUUUCUUCAAUUUCACUGCGAUACUCCUCAUGGAAGAUGCAGUUGCAAGAUGAAUUAUAUGGAUAUUCGUUCUAAGAAGAAGUCUAUGGCUUCGAUGCAGUGAUAGCUUACCUAUUCAAGUGUGGAGAUGACAUCGAUGCGGAAACGAUGAAAACCAUGCG